Messenger RNA from Zootermopsis nevadensis, 7874 nucleotides. It is a transcript of the gene Not1, whose product is annotated as CCR4-NOT transcription complex subunit 1. The record is from RefSeq and is a predicted model, not a curated record. Gene Ontology annotation, molecular function: molecular adaptor activity. NCBI's taxonomy places the organism in Eukaryota, Metazoa, Arthropoda, Insecta, Blattodea, Termopsidae. Gene Ontology annotation, cellular component: CCR4-NOT core complex; P-body. Gene Ontology annotation, biological process: negative regulation of translation; nuclear-transcribed mRNA catabolic process, deadenylation-dependent decay.
GCCUCCACGACGCAACUCCUGAAGUUUUACAUUUGAUACUGACAAACCUUCUUUACGGGCCAAGGGAUCAAUUUGGCAUAGCGGCUGAAACGAAAGAAACUUUCUUAAAAAGUCUUUGUCGUGAUUUCCCUCGAGAACUUGUACCUGUUGUGUUAGCACCAUUGUUAUAUCGAAGUAAAGGAGAUCUGCCUAUGGAUAAAAUUAAUCAAGAUAGUUCAACCAUGACUAACACAAUGUUGGAUGGUUCAUUAGCAGAACUGAUCAUGGAGAUGGGAUAUGGGUUCUGCUCUUCAGUUGAAGAGUGUCGUAAUAACCUUGUGAAUCUUGGCGCACGAGAAAUUACGCCACCAGCAGUGGCCCGUGUACUAAGCAUGAUGGUUCGCUCCCACACGGGCCUUGAAGAACAAGUUGCUCUACAGAAUAUCCAGACUCCAGCUAGCUUUUGGAGUAGUGGUGAGUCUGGAUCAAAAGAGAAGGGAACUACAGAUGCCAGCCAUCCUACCUCAUGGAAUGUCGAAAUAUUUGUACAAACUUUGAAGGAACUGGUUCCAAGUUUGUCAUGGGAUGAUAUCAUCAUAGAGUUGGACCACGCAGAGUUUGUUGUGAAAGACAGGCAAGGAUUAAAUCUUCUGUUUAUUGCCCUUAGGCUAGGGCUUCAGAAUCAAGGAUUUCGUCCAGAAAUCUUCCCUGUUGAUUUUUUGUACAGGCAUUGGAAGAAUGCGGAUGGCCAGUUUUCAUUGGUUCAGCAAAUUUUAAAAAAUCCAGAUGUGUUUUGUUUUGCUGAUUAUCAAUUCCAUUCAGUGGCUGUGGACAUCUUGAAGGCUCCUCCUGAAAGUGAUAAUAAGGAAAUCACCACUUGGAGAUCAUUGGACCUGGUGGAAACCUUACUGUACCUGUCAGAUCGUGGCCUCUACUCUCAAGUGCAGGAAAUGUUUAAAUUACCAAUACAACACUGUCCAGAUGUGCUGGUAUUGGCACUUUUACAGAUCAAUCCUCCAGUUACUGUACUACGUCAAGAAUUACUUACAAAUUUGAUACCUAUAUUUUUAGGAAAUCAUCCUAACUCAGCCAUAAUACUUCAUCAUGCAUGGCAUUCACAGAAUAUUUCAAUCAAACCAAUUAUCAUGCAUGCAAUGGCAGAAUGGUAUAUCAGAGGUGAUAGUGACCAAACAAAGCUGUCUCGAAUAUUAGAUGUUGCACAAGAUCUGAAGGCUUUGUCAAUGUUGCUGAAUGCUCAGUCAUUUCCAUUUGUGAUUGAUUUGGCAUGUCUUGCAUCAAGACGGGAGUAUCUGAAAUUGGAGAAGUGGCUGACUGACAAAAUUCGAGAACAUGGAGAACCUUUCAUAUCAGCUUGUGUCAAAUUUCUGCAGCGUCGGUGUCCACAGAUAAUGGGGAACAAUGUGAAGGAAGAAAACUUACCUAAAUCAGCACAGUUACCUCAUGAGACGUUAACAACGAUGCUAGCUUGUCUUCAGGGAUGUGCUGGGAGUGUUUCUCAGGAUUUGUCACAGACCAUCCUGACAAUGGUUGGUAAUUGUAGUAUAUUGCUAAGCAAACCUCGACAACCGCCUCCUGGAGUUUUGCGACACAGAGGCAUAGAACCAGGAUUUAAUCCGACAUCACUUGGAGGACAAUUGUUUUCUGCAACUCAGGUCCCUCAAGUGGACCCUAUUGCUAAUAUUGGUUCAAGUUUGGCCAGUAUCAAUCUUGCUGGUGCUCCAGCAGGUAUGGGGCCUCCUAGCAGUUCUGCUUUCAAUCUGCCAGGCGCCUUGGGCCCAUUAGUUUCUGCACCAGGAUCUCCCUCCAGGAUCAUGGGUCCUACUGCUCCAGGUCCAUCACAGAGUCCAUUUCCCCUUAUUUCAUUAGGUUCUCAGUUGCAGCACUCUGGAGCAGUUGGUACACAGGUUGGACCUGGACCAGCUGCCACAUCCCUUGUUCCUGGUGUUGGAGUUGGUGCCAUUGGGGCACUUGGAGGACGCAUGGGCCCACAGUCCGGGGUGGAGAAGACACGGUUAGGUGAAGCAUCAAGCAUCUUUCCAGAAAUGUCACAGAACGUGUCAAAGGAAAUUGAAGAUGAAGCAAACAGCUACUUUCAGAGAAUUUACAACCACCCACCACAUCCUACCUUAUCAAUUGAUGAGGUUCUAGAAAUGUUGAAGAAGUUUCAAGAUUCAUCCAACAAGAGAGAGCGAGAGGUCUUCAACUGCAUGUUGCGGAAUCUUUUUGAAGAGUACAAGUUUUUCCCCCAGUAUCCAGAUAAGGAGCUGCAUAUCACUGCUCAGCUUUUUGGUGGUAUUAUUGAGCGAGGUCUUGUUAGCAGUUAUAUGACCUUAGGUCUGGCUCUGCGAUUUGUAUUGGAUGCCCUGAGGAAACCAAAUGCAAGCAAAAUGUACUACUUUGGAAUUGCAGCACUUGAUCGAUUCAAAUCUCGGUUGAAGGAUUACCACAAGUACUGUGAGCACGUUGCAGCAAUCCAGCAUUUUUGUGAUUUCCCUCCACACUUGAUUGAGUAUGUGGAAUAUGGCCUUCAGUCCCAAGAACCUCCAAAUAGACCACAGGGUCCAGUUUUGCCAGUUACUCUGCAGUCAGUGUUGACACCCAUACCAGUAGCUACAACUGCAUACAAGACAGUUACAGCAACAACUGUAACCACUACAACAACGGUAGCAAAAACUCCAACAACCACUCCAGCAAUAGCUACACGAGUAAGUGGGCCGUCAAUCGCAAAUGCUACAAACAUUGAUACGUUACUAGUAGCAACUGAAAAGGAAGACAAGAUGACUGCUCCUCCAGAAGCCCUGCAGGAUAAAAUUGGUUUUGUCUUCAAUAACCUGAGUCAACUGAAUUUGCAGACAAAGUGUGAUGAACUGCGAGACAUUGUGACAGAGGAAUAUUGGCCCUGGAUGGCCCAGUAUUUAGUGAUGAAGCGAGCAAGCAUAGAACUUAACUUCCAUACACUGUAUUCCAACUUUCUAGAUGUCUUGAAGAUUCCAGAGCUCAAUCAAAUGGUGUUAAGAGAAACUUUUAGGAAUAUAAAAGUGCUGUUACGAAGUGACAAAGGUAUUGCAAAUUUUUCUGAUCGGUCAUUGUUGAAGAAUCUGGGUCAUUGGCUUGGAAUGUUAACUCUUGCAAAGAGCCGACCCAUUCUGCAAGUGGACAUAGAUUUGAAAGCCUUGCUUGCCGAGGCUUAUCACAAAGGACAACAAGAACUCCUGUAUGUUGUACCAUUUGUCGCUAAAGUGCUUGAGUCUUGUUCAAAAAGUAAGGUGUUUAAACCUCCAAACCCAUGGACCAUGUCCAUUAUGAACGUUCUGGCAGAGCUUCACCAAGAGCCAGAUCUUAAGCUGAACCUAAAGUUUGAAAUUGAAGUUCUGUGCAAGAAUUUGAACAUUGAUGUUGUUGAUCUGAAGCCAUCUCUGUACCUGAAAGAUCAGGAGAAGUUGAGGAAUUUGGAGUACCAGUUAUCACAUCCCAAUAAAAAGCCAGAACCUCCAUCCCAGCCAGCCAUAUCGCAAUCUCCAGCUCAGCAGCAGACAGCUCCAGCCACAUCUGCAACUGUAGUAUCAGCAGAAGAGAUAUCUCAGAUUGCAAUCUCAUCAGCACCAACACCACCCACAUCAGUGGCACCAACAAAUACCACACCUACUUCAAAUUUGCCAGCUGGGCCACCAGAUCCUCGAUUCAGUUACGUGGACAUUAAUGUGGCUGGGAUUGGUAAUUUGGCACCUCAUGUAACUGUGAAUGGACAGCUGGCUCUGUUCCAAACUCACCCUCAUCUCAAGCAGUUCAUUCGACCAGCCGUGGAGCGAGCUGUACAGGAAUGGAUUCAUCCUGUUGUGGACAGAUCCAUCAAGAUAGCGCUCACCACAUGCGAACAGAUAGUCAAGAAAGAUUUUGCCUUAGAUCCAGAUGAAUCUCGUAUGCGCGCAGCUGCACAUCAUAUGGUUCGAAAUUUGACUGCAGGAAUGGCUAUGAUUACUUGUCGGGAUCAGUUGCUGGUUUCAAUUAGUACAAAUCUCAAGCAGACAUUUUUAUCUACACUUAUGAGUGCCACACCUCAGCAGAAAGAUUUGGUAGAACAGGCUGCGACAGUUGCUGCUCAGGACAACAUGGAGUUGGCCUGUGCUUUCAUUCAGAAAACUGCUAUCGAGAAAGCAAUUCCAGAAAUAGACAAGCGACUUGUAACGGAGUUUGAAUUACGAAAACAUGCACGCAAUGAAGGUCGGCGCUACUGUGAUCCUCUAGUACUUACGUAUCAGGCUGAGCGUAUGCCUGAACAAAUUCGAUUGAAAGUGGGAGGUGUUACUCCUCAACAGAUGGCAGUCUAUGAAGAGUUUGCACGCAACAUUCCCGGCUUCCUGCCACUCACAGAUCGAGAUGCAGCAAUGUUCAUCCCAAAAUCUGUUGCGCCAGACUCGAACACACCAGUAACACCAUUUCAGAAUUCAGGACCUUCCCAACUAACCUAUGGAACAGAUGAACUUGGUGCAGUAUUUGAAAAGAUUGCGAAUGAUUUAGAUCAUUACCUCCAAAACAUAAUUGGAAAUCAAGCAGUUAUACCAUCCAGUUGUCAAGUUGGCAGCUUACACAAUCUGUUGGAGGCACUGAUUAUUGCUAGAAAAUCAAGAGAUGCCAUGUCAGCUGUUUCUCUACUACAAAAGGCUGUUGAGGGAAUGUUGGACGGGUUAACCUCAAUGCCAAACGACCCUGAAAUGAUGAUCAGAUAUCGAGAUAUUCACCUUAGGAUCUUGAAAGCCCUGCAAGACCCUAGAGCAUAUGGCAUACAGUGGACUAACAAACAAGUGACCAGAUGCUUGAUGGAGUGUCGAGAAGAAUUCAGGUAUAAUGUAGAUGCAGUAGACUGCCUCAUUCGUUCACAUUUGGUCAGCCUACAGCAGUAUGAUGUGCAUUUAGCACAAUCUAUGGAUAGUGGCUUAAACUACAUGGCAGUUGCAUUUGCCAUGCAGUUAGUGCAGCUGUACCUUGUGGAUGAACGACUGAACAGCAAUGUUACAGAGAGCGACCUGUAUCAUACCAUAGAGAUGCUGGCACGUAUUGCGACCCACUCCAGGCAGCCUCCAGAUGGGUUAACAACUCUGAUCGAAUUGCUUCGAGCCAAUCAUGACCCAGGUGUCCUUGUGGAUCGAGCUCAGGGUGGUCCAACAGCACACAUUCACUCAGGAAUCUUGCAAGUUAGGGCUAGAGAUUUUGACGAUCCUCCUGGGUUGCUGGAGAAAACUGAAUUUUUGCUGCGAGAAUGGAUUUCCAUACAUUAUUCUGCUACAGCUGGAAGAGAUCCAACCAGAGCCUUCAGUAUAUUUGUGCAACAGGUAUGGCCUAUUGCUAUGAACGGCCACGGAAUCCUGAAAACUGAUGAUCUUAUCACACGGUUUUUCCGUCUCAGCACACAGAUGUGUGUUGAUUUGUGUUACCGUUUCCUUGCUGAACCAGCCAGCACACCAACAUUGAUUCGCACAAAAUGUUUCCACACUCUUGAUGCUUUUGUUCGUCUAAUAGCAUUAUUGGUGAAACAUUCUGGCGAUGCUUCAAACACAAACACAAAAAUCAACCUGCUAAACAAAGUGUUGGGUAUUGUAGCUGGAGUCCUUCUGCAAGAUCAUGACAACCGUCUCACCGAGUUCCAGCAGUUGCCUUAUCAUCGUAUCUUCAUCAUGCUGUUCCUUGAACUUAACACCCCUGAACCAAUCCUAGAGGCCAUAAAUUACCAGGUUCUCACUGCAUUCUGCCACACACUGCAUAUUUUGAGGCCUGCCAAAGCUUCUGGCUUUGCAUACGCAUGGCUUGAGCUUGUCUCUCACAGGGUGUUUAUUGGGCGGAUGUUGGCUAUCACUCCACAGCAGAAGGGUUGGGGAAUGUAUGCACAGCUCCUCAUCGACUUGUUCAAGUUCCUAGCUCCGUUCCUUCGUAAUGCAGAACUCGCAAAGCCUGUCACACUCUUAUACAAAGGAACUCUGAGAGUCCUGUUGGUGCUUCUGCAUGACUUCCCAGAAUUUCUCUGUGAUUAUCACUAUGGAUUUUGUGAUGUAAUUCCACCUAACUGCAUUCAGAUGAGGAAUCUGAUCCUGUCAGCAUUUCCCAGGAACAUGCGGCUUCCUGACCCAUUCACUCCCAACUUGAAGGUUGAUAUGUUACCUGAGAUUGCUCAUGCUCCUCGUGUUCUGACCAACUUUGCAUCGAUGAUUCAGCCAAUGAGUUUUAAGAAGGAUCUGGACUCUUACUUAAAGGCCAGAGCUCCAGUGACAUUCUUGUCUGACUUGCGCAGCAACUUGCAGGUAUCAAAUGAGCCAGGGAUGCGCUAUAAUAUUCCUCUGAUGAAUGCCCUGGUGCUGUAUGUUGGCGCGCAAGCCAUCAACUUCAUCCGCAACAAAGGGCUUACUCCAAACAUGUCGACUAUUGCACACUCUUCCCACAUGGAUAUAUUUCAGAAUUUGGCUGUGGAUCUUGAUACAGAAGGACGUUACCUGUUCCUCAAUGCUAUUGCUAAUCAGUUGCGGUAUCCAAACAGCCAUACACACUACUUCAGUUGUACGCUGCUGUAUUUGUUUGCUGAGGCUAACACAGAAGCAAUCCAGGAACAAAUCACAAGGGUUUUGCUUGAGCGACUGAUUGUUAACAGGCCUCAUCCUUGGGGUCUUCUCAUUACAUUCAUUGAGCUUAUCAAGAAUCCAACUUACAAAUUCUGGAAUCAUGAGUUUGUACAUUGUGCACCAGAAAUUGAAAAGUUGUUUGAGUCAGUAGCUCGGUCCUGCAUGGUGCAGAAACAGGUGCAACCACCACAGGAGAAUGAGCUGACGGAAUAAGUCACAAAUUAAACAAACAGCAGUAAUGUAUACAAGUCUGUUGAUUUUCAGUAUGUUGUAAAUAUCAAAAAUGAUAGUGAAUCUAGUCUAGAAGGAAAGAUCACUUGACUAUUUUUUGUAUUCAUAGUUUUUUAUGUCUAAUUUUUGAUGAUUGUGUGAUGAAAAGAUGUAGUUACUUGCAGCCAUUAUCUUUGUUUUCUUAUAUAAUUCAGCUAAUGAGAAUAUUUCAUGUUGGGAGAUUUGAGAAGAGUUCAACACACUAUGAUAGAAAAAGCCUAUUAAUAUGAUUAGGGUACAAAUGUUUCUUUUUCCAUGAUUUUGGAAUUAUAUUAGACCUUGGCAACAGAUUUCUCCCUGCAUUUGUCAUAUAUGAGAUUUGCUAUGAAACUUUGAAGCAGAAGUUGCCAUCACAAUCAGUAUGUGAUAUAUUAGAAGUGAUGUUUCAUUAACAGUCUUACAGGUAUUAAAGCUUUUAGUGUCAAUUAUUUACAGAAAUAGAGCAAUAACUACUUCAUAUUGUAUUGACGAUCUGUUUGCAUAAGAUGAAGACAGUGCACAGGAUUUUGCAUGUUACUUUGAAAGAAAGAUAUUUGAUUUUUAUGUUGUAAUUAAGGGUUGUAGUUACAUUUGGGAACAAUUUUUCAAAUAUGUGAAUAAUGAAACUCCAUAAUGUUAAUUUCCAAACUUUGUAAUGUAUGCACACAUUCUGUAUUUACUUUUAGUUUAAAAGAAGAGUAAUUGUUUUGUGGUAUAUGGUGCAACACAAAGAAUAACAUGUUUCUGUAUAGUUAUGUAAAAAAUUUUAAUAAUUGCAAAAAUGCAUUUAUUUAUUAAUAUGGAAUUAUAUGGGGGAUACUGUAGUGAAACAGAGUGUCACUUGCAGCCUUUUUGUAAUAUCUAUUUCUUCAUAUAAAUAUCAUGAAAUUUGUGCUGUCUUGGCUUGCAAGUACCAGAAGAAUUUCUGCUAGGAAAGAAUUUUUCAUAACUUCUUACUACUGUGGUGCAGGGUCUUUUGUGUACACAUGAGAGAGAUAAAGAAUGAGUGGUCCAUAA